Molecule: messenger RNA, 1371 nt
Organism: Funneliformis geosporum
Lineage: Eukaryota; Fungi; Glomeromycota; Glomeromycetes; Glomerales; Glomeraceae
Source: the annotation of a GenBank genome assembly
AUGGCUUCUGUUCAUGUUAGGAAAUUAGCUAGAGAAUCUACCCUUUUCCUUCUUUGUGAUAUUCAAGAAAAAUUCAAACCACAUAUUUAUGAAUUUUCAAGUUUAGUAUCAACUGCAAAAAAAAUGAUUAAUGUAUCGAAAAUUUUGGAUAUUCCUGUGAUUGUUACUGAACAGAAUCCAACAGCUCUUGGAAAAACUGAUAAUGAUAUUGAUACUAAAGCUCAUCAAAAAAUUAAAGUCUAUGAAAAAACAAAAUUUUCAAUGUAUACCCAUGAAAUAGCAACAAGGUUGAACGAUAUGGAAAAGGAAAUGGAAACAAAACCAAGUAUUGUACUUUUUGGAAUUGAGGCCCAUGUGUGUGUGUUACAAACAACCUUAGACUUAUUGCAGAAUAAUUAUAAAGUCCAUGUGUUGCAAGAUGGCAUUUCAUCUAUUCACUUUCCAGAAGUCGAUAUUGCAUUGCAACGAAUGCGUCAAGAAGGAGCAGUAAUCACAUCAUCAGAAUCCGUUCUGUUUCAAUUGUUGGGUGACUCCCAAAACGAGAAGUUCAAAGAUAUUUCUGGUCUAGUGAAAGAAUACAAGGAAGCUACUGCAAACAACAAAUUGCUUUUUAGAUCAAGAUUUUCUUUUGCGGCUGUAAUUUCUCGUAUAAUUUCUCCAAUAAUUUUUCCAAAAACCUAUAAAAAUUUAUAUGGCAUUAAAAGGUUUAAUUGGGAUAUACACUUUGUUAGUUCGAUUAAUUGUUUAUUAGUUGUUAUAUUAUCUAUACCCAUAUUUUGGGAUGAGGAAUUGAUUAAAGAUAAAGUUUUUGGUUAUGAUACUUAUGCUGGAGACGUUUAUGCUAUUGCUUGUGGAUAUUUUCUUUGGGAUGCUUUUGUAUCUCUUUAUCAUGUGAAAGAAUCCGGGAUUGGAUUUGUAUUACAUGGAACGUGCUGUUUUGGUGUCUUCCUGUUUGCUUACCGACCAUUUUUGAAUUAUUAUGGUGCGGUAUUUUUGAUGUUUGAAAUUUCAACCCCAUUCGUAAACAUACAUUGGUUUAUGGAUAAAUUGGGAUUAACAGGAACGUUACCACAAUUUAUUAAUGGAAUAUGUUUAAUUGUAACGUUCUUUUGUGCAAGAAUUAUAUUUGGAUUUUACAUGUCUUAUCACACAUUCCGAUCGGUUAUUGCAGUGAUUGAUCAAGUUCCAACAUUUUUAUGUGUGAUUUAUGGAACGGCCAACAUUAUAUUAAAUUGUUUAAAUGCAUUUUGGUUUUUUAAAAUAAUUGAAGCAAUAGCAAAAAGAUUUGACAAAACUGGCGAAAAGAAACAAAAACGUGGUAAAUCUGCAAAUACCACCAUUAAAUCCGACGGAAAAGCAAAAAAAUUAUAA